AUGGAAGCUUUGGGUCACGUUGGCAUUGGGCUCUUACCUUUCCAGUUAUGCCGAAUUCCACCGGCGACGAAGCUCCGUCGUAGCCACACCACUGUCUGUUCCGCCAGCAGAUGGGCCGAUCGUCUUCUCUCUGAUUUCAAUUUCACCACCGAUUCCUCCUCCUCCGCCACUGCCACCGCUACUCUCAUCUCUCCGCCACCACCAUCUAUCGAUCGUCCCGAACGCAACCUUCCCAUUCCCAUCGAUUUCUACCAGGUGUUGGGAGCCCAGACGCAUUUCUUAACUGAUGGAAUCAGAAGAGCAUUCGAAGCUAAGGUUUCGAAACCGCCUCAAUUCGGCUUCAGUGACGAAGCUUUAAUCAGCCGGAGACAGGUUCUUCAAGCUGCUUGUGAAACUCUUUCCAAUCCUCGCUCUAGAAGAGAGUACAACGAAGGUCUUCUUGAUGACGAGGAAGCUACAGUCAUCACUGAUGUUCCUUGGGAAAAGGUUCCUGGUGCUCUCUGCGUAUUGCAAGAAGCUGGUGAGACUGAGAUUGUCCUUCGUGUUGGAGAAGCCCUGCUUAAGGAGAGGUUGCCCAAGUCGUUCAAGCAAGAUGUGGUUUUAGUUAUGGCUCUUGCAUUUGUGGACAUCUCUAGAGAUGCCAUGGCAUUGGAUCCACCGGAUUUUAUUACUGGUUAUGAGUUUGUUGAGGAAGCUCUGAAGCUUUUGCAGGAGGAAGGAGCAAGCAACCUGGCACCAGAUUUGCGUGCACAAAUUGAUGAGACUUUGGAAGAGAUCACUCCGCGUUAUGUCUUGGAGCUUCUUGGCUUACCACUUGGUGAUGAAUACGCAGGGAAAAGACAAGAUGGUUUAAGUGGUGUACGCAACAUUUUAUGGUCUGUUGGAGGAGGUGGAGCAUCAGCUGUUGUUGGGGGCUUGACGCGUGAAAAAUUUAUGAAUGAGGCGUUUUUACGGAUGACUGCAGCUGAGCAGGUUGAUCUUUUCGUAGCUACCCCAAGCAAUAUUCCAGCAGAGUCUUUUGAAGUUUACGAAGUAGCACUUGCGCUUGUGGCUCAAGCUUUUAUAGGUAAGAAGCCCCACCUUUUACAGGAUGCUGAUAAGCAAUUCCAGCAACUUCAGCAGGCUAAGGUAAUGGCUAUGGAGAUUCCUGCACUGUUGUAUGAUCCACGAAAUAAUUGGGAGAUAGACUUUGGUCUGGAAAGGGGCCUCUGUGCACUGCUCGUAGGUAAAGUUGAUGAAUGCCGUACAUGGUUGGGCUUAGACAGUGAGGAUUCACAGUAUAGGAAUCCUGCUAUUGUUGAGUUUGUCUUGGAGAAUUCAGAUCGUGACGAUAAUCAUGAUCUUCCUGGACUCUGCAAACUAUUGGAAACCUGGUUGGCAGGGGUUGUCUUUCCUAGAUUCAGAGACACCAAAGAUAAACAUUUCAAACUUGGGGAUUAUUACGAUGAUCCCAUGGUCUUGAGCUAUUUGGAAAGAGUGGAGGUUGUUCAGGGUUCUCCUUUAGCUGCCGCUGCAGCUAUGGCAAGGAUUGGAGCCGAGCAUGUGAAGGCUAGUGCACUGCAGGCACUGCAGAAAGUUUUUCCUUCUCGCUAUGCAGAUGGAAUCUCGUCUGAACCCAAGGAUGCGCAAGAAAUGGUGUCAAAUGUAGAUUCUGUGGGUGACAGGGUAGGAGAUGAUGGUGAGGCGGGUAUCUUUAUUGGAGAAGCUGAAAGACCAUCUGAGAACUAUGAUAAAAAUGAUUAUGCAAUUCGAGCUGAGGUCUCAAAGAGUAGCAUUGAUGCAAAUACUGUUGAAAAGUCAACUGCUGAUAAGGUAAAGGAGGCAAGUGUGAAGAUCUUAUCUGCUGGUGUGGUUAUUGGAAUGAUUUCACUGGCCGGUCUGAAGUAUACGCAUUUUAAGAGCAGCUCAUCUUUUCAACGCAAGGAUAUGGCUUCUUCUAUGGCAUCUGACAUUACUACCAUAGGGUCUGUGAAAGCUGAGGAUUCAGAGGCACUUCCCAGAAUGGAUGCUCGGACUGCAGAGAGUCUUGUUAGCAAGUGGCAAAAGAUCAAGUCUCAGGCUUUUGGGCAGGAUCACUGCAUAGACAUGUUGCCAGAGGUUUUGGAUGGGCGAAUGCUGAAGAUCUGGACUGACAGAGCAGCUGAAACCGCGAAGCUGGGGUUGGUCUAUGAUUAUACACUGUUGAAACUAUCCGUUGACAGUGUGACUGUCUCAGCGGAUGGAACCCGUGCUUUGGUGGAAGCAACUCUGGAGGAGUCUGCUUGUCUAUCUGAUUUGGUUCAUCCAGAAAACAAUGCUACAGAUGUCAGAACAUACACAACAAGAUACGAAGUUUUCUGGUCCAAGUCAGGGUGGAAAAUUACUGAAGGCUCUGUUCUUACAUCAUAA
Arabis nemorensis is the source of this 2388-nucleotide messenger RNA. Lineage: Eukaryota; Viridiplantae; Streptophyta; Magnoliopsida; Brassicales; Brassicaceae. The record is from the annotation of a GenBank genome assembly.